AUGGAAUAUCUAGUCAUCACCUUCGAUGCAAAGGGAGGCAUACAACAACUUCCCAACCACAGAACUUGCUUGAGGCUCGUGAACCCCCAGCAAGGAGGCUACAACGCUUUCAUAUUAGAGCCUCACAGGAUGUCAGUAGAGUUUGUGCUGCUGACAAAGGCAAACGUCCAUCCUUUCAAGCUGACUUUGUUUGCAGAGGCUCUCACUGGGCUUGGUAUCCUUGCAGCUGGGUGGAAGAGCUUUCGGAUAGGCAAAAUCACGGGCUGCGGUGCGCUGGAGAAGUACGGAUGGAAGCGAGGGCACGAAGAGAGGCAGGCAGAGGUAGCGGUCAAGGAUGUCGCGUGA
This is a messenger RNA of Guillardia theta CCMP2712, 345 nucleotides long. RefSeq lists its product as hypothetical. Lineage: Eukaryota; Cryptophyceae; Pyrenomonadales; Geminigeraceae. Bases 1 to 345 code for a protein of 114 amino acids. The transcript has 2 exons. The record is from RefSeq and is a predicted model, not a curated record.